This is a messenger RNA of Drosophila subobscura, 2749 nucleotides long. RefSeq lists its product as uncharacterized. Gene Ontology annotation, biological process: regulation of transcription by RNA polymerase II. Gene Ontology annotation, molecular function: DNA-binding transcription factor activity, RNA polymerase II-specific; RNA polymerase II cis-regulatory region sequence-specific DNA binding; protein dimerization activity. The transcript has 2 exons. NCBI's taxonomy places the organism in Eukaryota, Metazoa, Arthropoda, Insecta, Diptera, Drosophilidae. The record is from RefSeq and is a predicted model, not a curated record. Bases 397 to 1833 code for a protein of 478 amino acids.
CCCACUGAAUGAAGCCCAAACAAUCGUUGUUGUUAACGAAAUUUAGUGUGGAUAAAUGGCAACGCAAAUACGUGAAAAGUCGCCGUUGAGCCCUCUAAUCGCGAAGAACCUGGUGGCCAAACACCACCGCGGCAGUUAAUAUCCAGGAAGCAGGCAGCAACGGGUCCAGGUCCAGCAAAGGCAGGCAUUCGGCAGUGCAACUUCGCAGCCAGCGCGCUUCGGGCCUGAGAGCCAAAAACUCCAAUUGGAGCGAUCUCAUCCAAUCCAAUCCGAUCCGAUCCGAUUCCCAUCCCGAUUAGAGUUACCGUUACGUGAACCGGGCGCUGCAGAGGGGGAAACACGAGCAGAUUAUUUCGUUGCCUGCCAGAUGAGGGCAGUCGAACGUGCGCGGACGCCAUGAACGCCAAGAAACGUCAACGCCUGGACCUGGGGCUGGAUCUCGCAGCCACAGCCACAUCGGCCACACCGACCACAACAUCGGCCACUGUGACGGGUGCUGCGGGUGCCGGGGGUGCCGCUGCCAGCGACCUGUCCGAUGCAUUGUUGGCCAGUUCGUUUGGCAACGGCCAGAGCCUGUUCCUCACCAGCAGCGGCAAUGGCAGUGGCGGCGCCCAGAUCCUACUGACCAUCUGCGGGGACGAGAACUCGGACGAGUCGCAGGAGUACUACGCCAUCAAGCAGGAGCCCGACAUGGACUUGAACUCGCUGCUGCCGAGCAAUCUGCAGCUGCCGACGGGCUGUGAGAUAUAUCUGGUGAAGGACACCACCAUCAGUGCGCCCAUCCAGCUGGGUGGACACCACCACACCCACACGCAGACCCACACGCAGACCCACACGCAGACCCAGACACAGGGCCACAUUCAAGCGCAGAGCAUUCCAGCAAAGGCAACCAUCAAGCUGGAGCCGGACACGAUGAGCGAUCGCUGUGGCCUCACUGUAAAUAAACUCUGCACCUCAUCCACGAACAUUCUGUACGUGAGCAACGGCGGGCAUCCCUCCAAAAGUGUCUCCUCCACUGCUACGCCAGAGCCAAAAGGAGCAUCAGCUCAGAAGCCCAACGUGGCCGCAACGAUAGCCAAAGUGGCUGCAACAGCAGCCUCACCGCCGAGCACAAUGCGAGCUCUAAAGUUGGUGGAGGAGCAGGUGGGCGCAGGAGGAGUCGGAGGAGUCGGAGGAACAUCCACCGCCAAGCUGGAUGCGUACAAGAAACGCGACGACAAGCGUCGCGCCACACACAACGAGGUGGAGCGUCGACGUCGCGACAAAAUCAAUUGCUGGAUCUUCAAGCUGAAGGAGAUGCUGCCCACCGAGGGCAGCCGCUACCGACCAGCGCACUCCAACGGCAAUGGCAAUGGCAAUGGCAACGGGCAAAUGGAGUCGGUGAGCAUCAGUCUCAGUUCGAGCACCAGCGAGGCCAGCACCAGUCCCGGCCUCAGAGUAAACCAAAGCGCCAAUGGUCGCACGCCGCCCAACGACUCCAAGUCGCAGAUACUGAUCAAGGCCUGUGAGUACAUCAAGAGCAUGCAGGGCGAGAUAGACAACUUACGCGAGGGCCUGCGGGAGGCGGACAAGCUGCGUGUGACCAACAAGACGCUGCGGGAUGAGCUGAACAGCUUGAAGCGGCAACAGGAGCUGCAGGAACGCUUCCACAGCAGUGGCGGUGGCUCGUUUAAUGUGACGCUCAAUUCGUUGAAUAGCUCCGCUACCAGUGACCUCUUCGAUGGCAUAGAUGGUGGGCCACACCCGAUGGGCAUGGGCAUGGGCAUGGGCAUGAGCAUGGGCAUGAGCGCCUUUGGCAAGCGCGGCCUCAUGAUAGCCGACUACGAUGAGUAGUUCGAGCAUAGAGGUCCGACGGCUGGCUCGUCCCUCCAUCGUGCAACGUGCAGCGUGCAACGUGCAACAGAGCAUCCUCCAAAGAACGACGUACCACGUACAAUAAACAAUUGGAAAGACAAGUGAUUUUUCUUGUUAAACAUUGCAGAUGCAACUCUAUGUUAAUGUUUAAUGUUUGAAGGAUUGUCACUCAUUUUACACACAACUUUUGGUUUUGUUGCAGGCUGAAGCCUUUAGCUACUUAAACACACUUCCCAUUUAUACCCCCGCUCCUGCCUACCAUCGUAUAUGUAUCUCCUAUAUAAUGUUAACGAAUACCUAAACUACCAACUAACUACCUUUUUGACUAAAGCCAUACCUUGUCAUACAACAGAAUGCAUAGCUCUACUUGCAAGGCCAUACACCAUGGAAUGGAAUAUACAUAUAUUGUUACAUUUUGUGUGCCCGUGUUUAUUCGAUUUUAAUACCGUAACGUACACUGUUUCUCGCACUAAUUACCUACAGAAAACCAAGGAAAAUACUAGCAGAUUUAUAUAUAUACAAACAAAGAAACAAAUAGAACUCUAUAUACCAUCUUGUUAAUGAUAUAUAUUAUAUAUAUACAUAUACAUAUACAUAUAUAUGUACGUACCACCCUCGCCCCAUUUGUACAUAUAAAUUUGUGCUACAAACUCAAAGACAAAAGGAGCGACAGAGUGCGCUGCGCUCUGCUCUGAUUGAUGCUGUUACCGGUGUAUUGUUGAUAGAGUAUGGAAACCCAUAUAAUAAUAACAUAAAUAAUAAUAUUAAUAUCAUAUUAUAGUUGAACAAAUAAACACAGAAAUUGUUGUGAAUGUUAUAUCAUUGUUUUCGAUAUACGACUAUGAUGUUUCCAGAAGUAUACACCAUAAAGGAAAAAGGCGAUUUACAUAUAUAU